AUGGCGCGUCGCUCUCCAUUCGGUUUGCCACUUAAUGAUGAAGCUAAGCAACUGGUGAAUGAUGUUCGUCUCCGUAUUGGGCAGCCAAUCCAUCCAAAUUUCAACACCGAUUUCAAUGUCUACCGCUUCAUCAUGGCCGCUGAGCGUACUCACCGUAAAGAGCGUGAUGUCAUCAAGUACGCUGCGCUUGCUCUUAACAACCAUCUCCGCUACCGCAAAGCUUUGAACCUUGACGUCGAGCAUAUUCCAUCAUUCGAUGACAACCCAAUAUUUCAAAAGAAGCUUAUGCCACGUGGAGAGAUUCUGACAAAGACCGACGCCCAGAAUCGUUUGUUGUGGUACAUCGAGUAUGCAACAAUCACUGUGGAGAGCAUUGCUCACUCAAUCCGUAGUUCGGAGGCGUGCAAGUUUCAAUUCCUGCAGUUUGAGCACAUGCUCCGAAAGGUUAUGGAGCAAGAGGAGCGUACCGGGCGCUUGAGUUCUCUCCGUCAUAUUGUCAACAUGGAUGGAUAUGAGAUCAAUCCAUUCACCAUGGUCUUCGUCACCAGCGGAACCUUGGCAUACUACUCCCAACUCUUCCACUUCGAGAACUAUCCAGAAUUGGUAACACCAACGGACAUUGUCAACAUUGCCAAAUGGAUUCACGUUCCGUACAAAAUUGCGAAGGCAAUGAUGCCGACUGGUUUCUCAGAGAAAUUCCGUCUCCACGACAGACACUUCCUUGAGACACUCCUCGAGGAUAUUGAUGUUAAUGACAUUCCAGUUAGCCUCGGUGGCAAUGAUACGGAGAUCAAAUUCACUGAUGCCAUCAAAAUCGACCCAAACAACUACUGGCGAGUGGAUAACGCAGACUUGAUCGAUGCCCUCGAAGGAUUCCAUGUUGGAGCUCGCAAGAGCAGAAUCGUCUCUAUCAAUGUCACCACCGCCAGAGAGCUCAAAUGGUACUUUUCGACAGAUGGAGAUAUCUACUUUGGAGUUUUCUUUGAGGGAGACGCCACCAACAACAAUGUCGAGCAAGUUGAGCCAAACCUUGACAACAUGGAUAUGGUGUACCCAUGGUUGAAAAUCACAGCCAAGUUAGUUCACGAAAUCGAUCAUGUCAACUUGAACCGAGUGGGAAGAUACCAUGUUGUCUUCUGUAACAAGCACUCCUGGAUCCAUCGGCGGUGUGUGCAGUUUUAUGGACAGAUUCUCGACGACACCGACAACUCAUACAAACGCCUUUACACUGAUGGAACAAUGUCGUCAGCCGACCGAAUAAUCUAA
Molecule: messenger RNA, 1266 nt
Organism: Caenorhabditis remanei
Lineage: Eukaryota; Metazoa; Nematoda; Chromadorea; Rhabditida; Rhabditidae
Exons: 7
Coding region: 1-1266 (421 amino acids)
Source: RefSeq, a predicted model, not a curated record